CGCAUACCGACAAUCGACACUGCUUAUUUCACCGCUCGCCGUCGUUGCACGCGCACGCCGCGACUUCGCUCUCGCAUUUGACGGCCACGCGUUGUUUACAACAGUCGAGUGUAAUAACAGUGAUAAUAAAAAUGCCGUUUUUUAUUCUAUUACUUUUAAUUGUACUGUGUUUAGUGUUACUGUUGACAGUUCUUCAUUACACGACGAAUGGAAGAAAGUAUUGGUUUUUAAGAAAUGUGCCUUAUAAAGAACCGUGUCCCAUAUUCGGAAAUUUUGGCGCAACUCUAACAAUGAGACGCAGCUAUACAAGCAUGUUACAAUAUUUUUAUGAUUUCUAUAAGAAUGAGAAAUAUGUUGGCAUUUUUCAAGCACGGAGACCCACGCUCUUCUUGAUAGAUAUAGAUAUUGUAAAAAGUGUGCUAUCGAAAGAGUUCCAGAGCUUUAGCGAUCGUAUAUCGGUAUCAACAGACACCAAAAGAGAACCCCUACUCAGAAAUUUGGCAAAUAUGAGUGGAGCUGAAUGGAAAGCGAUGAGACAUAUAGUGACUCCCUCAUUUUCGUCUGCAAAAAUGAAAGCUAUGUUCCCAUUGAUUGCGGAAUGCGCAAAUGGUUUCCAGGGAGCACUGAACCUGGAACCAACGGACGAAAUCAAUGUCCCACAAUUAAUGAGCCGGUUCACCACCGAUGUGAUAGGCAGUUGUGCAUUCGGCGUGGACCCUGGAUCGAUGAAGAAUCCCGAAUCGCCAUUUUUAGUUAUGUCGCAGAAAAUGUUUAAGACAGACCGCUCCACUAUACUCAAAAGAUACUGUCGAACAUUUUUUCCAUGGCUAUUUAGGUUUUUGAAUCUCAAGACAUAUCCGCUAGACGUUGAAGUGUUUUUUACUGAUAUCAUCAAUCAGGUGUUGACAACCAGACGCACCACGGGAGUUCAGAGGCAUGACUUUUUGCAGCUGAUGUUAAACGUACAAAAAACAGAGAAAGAAUUUUGUAUGACGGAUGAACUGAUAACGUCCAAUUCUUUUAUCUUCAUGCUCGCUGGAUUGGAAACAUCUGCCACCACGUUAUCGUUUUGUUUGUAUGAGCUGUCUAAAGAUUUCGAUUUGCAGACUAAAUUGAGGGCUGAGAUUAGAGAAUGCUUGGAAAGGUGUAAUGGAUUGAAUUAUGAUGCAGUUUGUGCGAUGCGGCUGGUGAACCAAACUGUGAUGGAGACUUUGAGAAUGUACCCACCCACUCCUCUCACAACGAGACUGUGUACGACUCCUUGCACUUUGGAAGGAACGGAGCUUAGUUUUAAGAAGAGAGAUGCAGUACUCAUUCCUUUGUAUUGUAUACAGAGGGACGCUAGAUAUUUCCCGGAACCGGAUAAAUUCAAUCCAGAACGUUUUAGCGAAGGUUCAAAUCCUCAAGCGUUUUUAGCGUUUGGUGAUGGACCGAGAAGUUGUCCUGGCGCUCGCUUCGGUCAACUUACAGUUGUAGCCGGUCUCACGGGAAUUCUCAGUAACUUCGUUGUUGAACCAUGUUCUAAAACCACACCCACUAUUCAAUUUGAUCCGCGUAGCGUUAUGCUCAAAAACAAAGGUGGCAUAUGGUUAAGAUUUAAACCAAUAUGAUGUAUACGGAGUGCCAUGCCUUUACAGUAUUGUAGAAUUUAGCUGAAUUUGAGCUGUUUUUUGUAUUUACAGCUGCUUAUAAAAUUGUAUCGAAAAUUUUGCAGCGUUGUACUGUUUUUUGUAAAUAGGCGGUUUUGACUGACUCAUGUUUUGACGUGUAUGAUAAUUGUGUAAUUAACUUUAUUAUGUAUUUGUAAUUUAAAUAUCGCACUGCUGAUAAAAAUACAUUUAAACAUAAAAUCAAUUAUUAUUUUUAUAAAUAUUUUUUUUUAUUUAAUAUAAAUAUAUCAAAUAUAAGUUUUAUAUUGCUUCAGAGAUUAGUGUGAUCCGCGCCUCGUUUUUGCCGGGACUCUGACCGUCUUUCAAUAAAGUCUCUGUGCCUUAAUACUUAUUUGUUAAUGUACUUAGGCACAAAUAGCAAUUGAAUAUUCUUCAUAAAUUUGUGUACGUAAUUUGGAUUUUCCGGGUAAUAUUUUAUUACUAAGAUUGCAACAUAAUUAUUGAGAUCGCGUAUUGUUACCACGAUAAUAUAAGUGCGUGCUCCUAUUUCACCAUCACUCCUGUUGAUAAAGGACAAAUCUUUGUUUUUAAUUUAUUAUUAUUAAUUAACUAUUCAAUACAUAAGACGGAACAUGGUGUAGUGGUUGCAGCUCCUUACAAACAUUGUGUAAAACAAAAAACUUCGCAAUUAAAAAGUGGUGGAUAGUUUAUUGCCAGUUCUUCUCUCCCGUUCUCCGCACUUGAUUUGGGAACUGGCACUAAAUGUAAAAAUAGAAGCAUUUAAUUUAUAUUGCUUUUCGACGUUCAUGAGAGUACAUUGUUUUACCUAAAUAUUUGAAUAAAUAAUUAUUAAUUUUGAACUUAGGUUCGAAAAAAUACGUGUCAAAUUUCGAAUAUAUUUUAGUAAAUUUAAACUUAAUUAGAAAAUAAAUAUUAGAUUAUUUUUUCUUAUGAAUGAACUUUAUUAUUAAUUGAGUCAAACAAGAAAACAGAAUGUUUAUUCAACGUUAUUUGCUUUACAAAUAUAAUUAGUAAAGUUGUGUGAAGGAUUCCGAUUUAACGAUUGGAUGCUUAUUGUCUUCUAUUAUUUCUAUAUACAUGUAUUUCAUCAUCAUCAAUGGCUUCAGCUCCUUGCAAGCCCUGAGCCUCCUCAAAUAUAUUCGAAGAACUUCAGUUCUUUUUGUAUCGAGGUCCUUGAUAACUCCAUCCCAUUAACGCAGCCUCGGUCUACCGGGUUUCCUCUUGCUAUCAAGUUGUGAGAUCUGUCAGGACCUUGGGUUACUGUCGUUCGCUAUUCGAUGCACAUGUCCCACCUGUUGCAAUAUGAAUUGGACGAUGUUGGCAGCGUCAAGGAUUUUAUAAAGUUUUUCCAGUUCCACUUUGUGGAACCAGCUGCCGACUGAAGUAUUUCCGAACCAAUUCGACUUAGGGUCCUUCAAGAAAAGAGCGUACUAAAAGCCGGCAACGCACUCGCGAGUCCUCUGGCAUUGAGAGUGUCCAUGGGCGGAGGUAUCACUUAACAUCAGGUAAGCCUCCUGCCCGUUUGCCCCCUGUUCUAUAAUAAAAAAAGCGAAUACGCCAGAUGUUUUAGAACAAUAACUGAGCCCUGCUGGCAGCAGACUUUUGUCUAGAUUCGUAUUGAUAUGUUCCAGCUGGUGAGGUUUAGUAGAACACUAUAAUCUCAGAAAUUGCUUUACCAGCAGGUUAAUAUUAUUAUACGAACUAAUUAAUUUAAGUACCGAGAGCCUACAUUGUUGUUUUUUUUUGUAUUCACAGCAAAAACUGGAAUAAAAUCCAUUUAUAAACUAGAAUACCAGUUACGACAAUAUUCAAGGCAAUAUAUGUUUAUAUAACAACUGCGUAUUUACAUUUAAUUAUGUCUUAAUAUGUAAAACUUAAUGUAUUUGUACUUAAUGUUAUUGAGUAAUAAAAUAUUGUGAAUAUUUA
Molecule: messenger RNA, 3557 nt
Organism: Pieris rapae (cabbage white)
Lineage: Eukaryota; Metazoa; Arthropoda; Insecta; Lepidoptera; Pieridae
Product: cytochrome P450 6a2
Exons: 2
Coding region: 132-1610 (492 amino acids)
Molecular function (GO): iron ion binding; heme binding; oxidoreductase activity, acting on paired donors, with incorporation or reduction of molecular oxygen
Source: RefSeq, a predicted model, not a curated record